CAUUUCUCCACGAUUUACAUCUUUAGAUUGUCCCACACUCCGCUGGUAGUGUAAGAAAGGUGUCCUCUUGCCGCUGAUGUUAGAAUAAAGGCCAAAACUGGCUAUUUUGGGGUGGAAAAAGUGUGAUAAACUUCAAGAUCUCUCGCAAGGACAGAGUCACUAAUUCUGACACGCCAUCUUGAGAAGUGCAUUGUGGGCUAGAUUGUUAACCUUUAACCUAUGGACAUGCAAGGGGCGUCUGCUAGCCUGACUAACUUUUAAAAUUUGACGAUUUCUUUCUUUUGUGAUGUUUUUACAACAGUUUGCUGCAAUUUUGUUUCUUCAAUUGGAGGAUCAAAUAGUAUAAGAAUAUGUAAUGCUUAAAUUCUGUUGAUAAGUUGCAUCUGGGAUCUAAAAAUAAAGGUAUUCUUUGUGGAAGUAUGGCGACAAGUUCUCGAGCAAAUAACAUGGUGGACAUUGCUUCUGACGGUGAGGAGGACUUUGAAGAUUGUGUGGAAGAAGUUGUCUCUUAUGAAGAUGUGAACACAAGUCCAGGAACAGACUCAAGAUCUGAAAGAAAUCCUCAAGAAGAAACGAAGAAUGAAGAAGAGGAUCCUUUGGCGAGAUGUACACCCCCCUCCCACAACAGUGUGAUGAUCUGGUCCUUGGAAGAAGCGCUGCAGCGCCAGGUCGAACAGAUAGGGGUCUCUGCAUGUGGAGCCACCGCAGUCAUUAAUGUCUUGUCAGCUCUUGGCAUCCCAUGUGACCCUGAGGCUGCAGACCUGACGAUUGACACACGCCUAAGAGAGGAGGACGCCCCCCUCCCCCAGUACCUCUUCUCUAGAAGUGUGGCUGGCACCGUGCACCAGGAUUUGAUAAAGGGAAUGACAACACUCACUAAUGGUAGAGUUGUGGGAAGGUUCUUUGACUUCCAUCCGGAGAGAGAAGUGAAUUUGGUGCAAUGGCUUGGGCACUGGAUUGAAAAAGGUGCAGUUCCCAUUGCCACUAUGAACAUGCAGAGAGGCGUGUCCCCAGGUGAACCUAUCCCCGAUGCCUGGCACCACCAGAUGAUUUUUGGGGUUGGUCCGGAGGGAGUCCACAUGGUCAACCCACUCAUCACAGAAACGAUGGAGUUAUUCAAACACCACAUCUGUAGUGAGUCAGUCCUGCUGGUCCGUCAGGCUGACGUUGUGACCAGGUGCAGCGGAGCAGACCUGAACCUGCUGGAGACAGGUGGGGACUCCAGGUGGAGCAACAGGUGGCAGGACAUGCGGGUGGCAGAACAAUGUAUGGAGAUGAUGAUGGAGACUUUACUGGCGUACAAGGGUGACAUCCAGCUGGCUCAGCUGACCAGGACCCACGUCAGGAUCCCGGCGGCAUACAGGUCCGGCAUCACCCUCUUCAUGAAGAGGGACACCCCCGAAUAUCUGGAAAUGUUGGAGUCUCCCGGACUUGCACUAAAACAGAUGCAAAUUACAGCAUGACCAUCUGGAUCUGGUGUUGCUGAAAACAGCACGUCGGCAGAACGUACUGCGCCUGCGGAGAACCCUGUAUUUUCACAGUGUUCUGUGGAUUUU
Molecule: messenger RNA, 1556 nt
Organism: Branchiostoma belcheri (Belcher's lancelet)
Lineage: Eukaryota; Metazoa; Chordata; Leptocardii; Amphioxiformes; Branchiostomatidae
Exons: 8
Coding region: 420-1463 (347 amino acids)
Source: RefSeq, a predicted model, not a curated record